AUGGAUCAUGAGUCCGCUGACAACUCCAGUCUCACGUACAUCUGGCUUUCUAUCGAUGGCUGGAAGGGAAUUCAGAUGGCCUACUUGGCGUACCGGCAGCAGGGCCCUGUUGUGGGUGACAUACACGUGUGUAAGUCGGCGUCAUUCAGAUUCCUCCCGAUGGCAGACCUCGUACUGGUUUGA
This is a messenger RNA of Colletotrichum abscissum, 183 nucleotides long. RefSeq lists its product as uncharacterized. The record is from RefSeq and is a predicted model, not a curated record. The transcript has a single exon. NCBI's taxonomy places the organism in Eukaryota, Fungi, Ascomycota, Sordariomycetes, Glomerellales, Glomerellaceae. Bases 1 to 183 code for a protein of 60 amino acids.